GUAAUGGGUAAAAAAAAGAGCAAGAGACAAGUACGACCUUGGUGUUGGUAUUGUGAGCGAGAUUUUGAAGAUGAAAAAGUAUUAAUCCAACACCAAAAAGCGAAGCAUUUUAAAUGUCCUCAUUGUAAUAAAAAAUUGAAUACAGCCGGCGGAAUGGUUGUUCAUGUCGCACAGGUGCAUAAAGAAACUAUAGACACAGUCCCUAAUGCAAUGAAAGGUCGAGAAUCCACCGAUGUGGAAAUUUUCGGUAUGGAAGGAAUUCCACAUUCAGAUAUGCUAGCUCACGUGCAGGCGCUUGAAAGUGGGCAACCCUCAAAGAAAAUCAGGACAGAGGACCCCGUUGAACUUUCAAGUGAGGAGCUUAAAAAACAACUUGCGCAACAUCAAGCCAUGAUGCAAGGCAAUCCUCAAGGUGCAUAUUCUUUUACACCUGGAUAUGCUAUUCCUCAACAACAAAAUUUGUCAUCGUUGAUGCCUCACCAGUACAGCCAAUUUUAUCAAAGACCUAUAUUAAGUCAAGCACCGUUUCCACAACCUGGCCUUUUCCGACCAAAUACAUUGACAGGACAAACAGUACCUUCUGUUCCUGGCCAACCAUGGCGUCCUCCUACUGGUACAUCUGCACCAUUAUUUGGAACUACUACACAGCCACUUUUUGGUGCACCAUCUUCUAACACCAGUCAAUCAUCAAUAUUUCCUCCUCGUCCUGCCAGUACUAUCGCAUCUGCAUCUCCGUUGUAUCCUCAAGCUUCAUUAAUUCCUACUCCUGGUCAGCAAUAUUCACCUUAUAACAAUGGACAAUCGGCAAAUCCUUCUUUAACACAAUAUCAGCAAACAUUGCCCAAUCCUUCUGUUAUUCCACCUGUGAGUGAAAGUGGAACUCAAGUUGAUAGUAUGGGUGAUCCAUCUAUUACACAGCAAUCUACUCAAAAAUCACAACAAAAAGAAGAAAAAAGAGCAGAGCAUUUAAAGAGAGCGGAAGAAAAAAAUCGGUUUAGUGAGGAUAAUCACAGACAGCAGGUGCAUGCUCUCGAUCAAUCUGUCCAAUCUC
Messenger RNA from Dentiscutata heterogama, 1051 nucleotides. NCBI's taxonomy places the organism in Eukaryota, Fungi, Glomeromycota, Glomeromycetes, Diversisporales, Gigasporaceae. The record is from the annotation of a GenBank genome assembly.